AAUAAAAAGUAAUAAUUCAUUCAUAUUUCUAGAGAUUAAAAAUGUGAAAGUAACUCUAUUUAGUAAUAAUGAUUCCAUUUAUAUUGAACAAAACAUGACUUUGUAAGGGUAAACGAUUCUGCCUGAGAGAACGGUAGAAUUUGCCCCAAUUUGAUUUAACCCUAAUUUAUACAGGAACCAAUAGCAGUGUUGAAAUGGGAGUAAUGGAAGUUGAUGAAACUCAGGUGAUUUGUUUUAAUAUGUAUAAUUUAUGAUCUUUUAUAUUGAUUUUUGAAGUUCAAUCUUUGUAGAAUCAUGAUGAAUUCUCAUUUGGGUAUCUCUUUAGCCAUUAUCAAUGCCAUUGUUGUUGGUGUGUUUAAUUUGUUUUAGUCAUUUAGUUUAAUCAUUAAACAAACAACAUAUAUCAGAUACUAAGUUAAGUUUAGUUAAAAUCCCAACCAUUAAAGCUUUUAAUCCAAAACUAAUUUCCCAAUGUGCUUCAUAUCAAGUUUUUGUGAGUAUUAUACUCUGCUGAAUUGAAGAAAUUUGAUCUGAAUCUUCUCUGGAAAAAUGUUUCAAUUCAUAGAAGAAGCAUUAUGUACUCAAUGUUGAAAUCUCUUACAAAUGUUUAUGAGUUAGAGAGUCUAGAUAUAUUUGAUGUAAUAUAAUGUAAAAAUUUAAUAAAAAAUAAAAUAAAUUAUAAUUUUUCUGAUGUAUUUUAAAAUUCUUAGAAGUGGCCUAACAUUAUUAAUAGUGUUCAAACGGAAUUCAAGUCAAUUUUUUGAUAGUGUAUGGCCUUAAAACUCUGAGACUAUGAAUGGUUACCCAUCUUAGACUACUACUUCAUUUGACCACAGAAGAAAUUAGAAAGAAGGAAAGAAAAAAAUCCUUAAAAUUAUACAAAUUUUCAAAAUAUGUGGUACCUAGUUAAUAUACAGUCUGUUAUCCCAACCCCAACACAGUACUUUCACAACUUAAUUGAUCUUUCUUGAGAAAAUGGAUUUUAGAAUCAUGAUGUAUUGUGCUGCUGCAACACUAGUACUGGUAUAUGCUGUGGAUUCUGCUUCUAGUUCCUCUAUACCAACAUCAAGAUGCCUCUCACACCAAAGUUCUGCUUUGUUACAACUAAAGCAAGAUUUUGCUUUUAACAACUCCAGUUUCACUGAUUCUUGUUCUUUGUCUAACCAAAAGAUGAAGUCUUGGAUUGAAGGUAAUGAUUGUUGUGAUGAUUGGGAUGGUGUCACAUGUAACUUGGAAACAGGACAUGUAAUAGGGCUUGAUCUUAGUAACAGCUGUCUUCAAGGGCCUCUAAGUUCUAAUAGCAGCCUCUUUAGUUUGACUCAACUUCAAAGGCUCAACUUUGCUUAUAACAACUUCACUCUCUCAACUAUACCAUCAAGGUUGUUUACUCAGCUUCCUAGGUUAACCCAUCUCAACCUAUCUUCCUCAAAUUUUUAUGGGUUUGUCCCAUCUGAAAUUGCUUUAUUGUCAAACUUGAUUUCACUAGAUCUAUCUUCAUUUGCGUAUUUUGAUAUUCUUAAAGGAGAAGGGUGUGAAUUGUGUGAAUCUUUGACUAUGAAAACAGUUUCAGAGAACAUGACAAAGUUAAGAGAAGUUCAUUUGGAUGGUGUGAAUCUUUCUUCAGUGUCAGUUCUGUCCUUUUCAAAAUUUGCUCACUUGAUAUCUUUAUCUCUUUAUGAUUGCAAUCUGCAUGGUGAAUUUCCCAUGAACAUUUUCCAACUGCCUAAUAUUCAAGUCAUUGUCUUGUCAGAUAAUGAAAACCUCAUUGGUUCUUUUCCUGAUUUUCAUAAUGGAAGUCAACUACAAACCUUGCAUCUUUAUGGCACAAAGUUUCAUGGAAGAUUACCAGAUUCCAUUGGCAACCUUAAGUCUUUAAUUGAAUUAAUUAUUGAAAGAUGCAAUUUCUCAGGGACUAUUCCAUCUUCUCUUGGGAAUCUUUCCCAACUUGAAGUACUUGAUCUUGGAGGCAACAAUUUCAAUGGUGAAGUUCCAGCUACAUUGGGAAACCUUUCCCAACUCAAAUACCUUGCUCUCGGAGGCAGUAAUUUCAUUGGUCAACUUCCAGCUACACUGGGUAACCUUUCCCAACUUGAACACUUUAAUCUUGUAGGAGAAAACAUAAAGGGUCAGCUUCCAUCUACAUUGCAAAACCUUGCAAAGCUCACUUAUCUUCGAAUUGUUGAUACUGGACUCACUGGUGAACUUCCCUUUUGGAUAGGAAACUUUAAACUUCUUGAGUCCUUAACAAUUUCUGGAAAGUUUGAAGGUCAAAUUCCAUCUUCACUGGGAAAUCUCAGCCACCUUAGUCUCUUGAAGCUUUAUGGUGAAAGUUUUAAUGGGAUGCUUCCAAAGACAAUCACAAACUUAACCCAACUUUCAUACUUGAUAAUUUCAGAUACUUCAUUGACUGGACCAAUUCCUUCAUCUCUUUAUAGAAUGCCUCUUUUGACAGAGAUUUGGAUAGAAAACAACAAGUUUACAGGUCCUCUAGAGUUCGAAAAUGUGUCAUCAUCACCAUUGAGCUAUCUAUCAAUAAAAAACAACCAUCUAGAUGGACAAAUUCCCAUUUCUGUUUCCGAAUUCCCAAACCUGCUUCAGCUUGAGCUUCAAUCAAAUAACUUAAGUGGAAAACUUCAGUUGGAAAUCUUCCCAGAGAAUAGUGAGCUUCAGAUCCUUGGUCUUUCAGAUAAUAAUGAUUUAGCCAUAACUUCAUGGAGUACAAAUUCAAGUGUACAUAAGUUUGACACAUUACUAUUAUCUUCAUGCAACAUUGGUGAAACUUUUCCAGAGUUCCUAAAAACCCAAGAUGAAAUAAGAUACUUGGAUCUUUCCAACAACAAAAUCAAAGGUAAGAUUCCAAGUUGGUUCCUCAACAUAGGAGUUGAUACUUUGUCAAACUUGAUUCUUUCUAACAACUCAUUCACUGGUUGGGAAAGAGCUCAACUUAUUACUCUUCCUUGGAAAAAUUUGAGAUUGCUAGAUCUGCGUUUGAACAGCUUGGAAGGCUCGCUUAUUGUCCCGCCACCAUCCAUAACACACUUUUUCAUCUCAGAAAACAAAUUGGGUGGAGGAAUUGAUCCAUUACUGUUCUGUAACUUAAGUGUUCUUCAAGUUUUAGAUGUGUCAAACAAUCAUUUGAGUGGCACAAUCCCACAAUGCUUGGUUAACUCUAGUAGCUCACUUCUGGUGUUGGAUAUGAAACACAACAAGUUUAGUGGGAAAAUACCUGAGACUUUUUUGAAUGGAAACAGUUUAAAGACAUUGGAUCUCAGUCACAACCGAUUGCGAGGAAAGGUUCCGAAAUCUUUGAUCAACUGCAGAGCAUUGCAAGUUUUGAAUCUUGGACACAAUGUCAUCAAUGAUGUGUUCCCUUCUUGGCUACAGAAUUUACCAGAGUUACAAGUUCUUGUGCUACGUUCCAACAAAUUUCAUGGUCCAAUAUGGGAUUCUCAUCAUGAUAUUGGAUUUGUAAAGUUAAGGAUUGUUGAUCUGUCCAUGAAUGAUUUCAGUGGAAAUUUACCAUCAGACUACUUUAGCAAAUGGAGUGCCAUCAAUACAGAAAUUACUAAAGAAAAUAAGUCUGAAUUGAAGUACAUGGAAGGUGGUGGAGACUACUAUAAAGACUCAAUUGUUAUAGUGCAAAAGGGCUAUGAAAUUGAAUUUGAGAAGAUCUUGACUAUCUUCACUGCCAUUGACUUAUCAAACAACAAUUUUGAUGGAACAAUUCCAAGCAGCAUAGGUGAUCUUCUUGCCAUUAAGGUAAUCAACCUUUCAAACAACACUUUUGAUGGGCUCAUACCAACAGUUAUAGGGAAUUUGAGAGAACUUGAAUCAUUAGAUCUCUCCAACAACAACCUUUUUGGUAGAAUCCCUCGAGAAUUGGCAACUCUUACAUUUCUUUCUUAUCUCAAUCUUUCUGGGAACAAUCUUUCUGGGCCAAUUCCAAGUGGUGGGCAAUUCAAUACUUUUGAAAAUUCAUCAUUUGUGGGAAAUGUGGGAUUGUGUGAUUUUCCUUUGUCAAAGAAAUGUGAAGACACAAAUGCUGUUGAUGAGUAUAGCCAGCAAUGUGAUGAAUCUGAUGAAAAUGGAUUUGGUUGGGAGGCAGUGUUGAUUGGGUAUGGAUGUAGUUUUGUUAUUGGAGCCAUUGGUGGAUUUGUGAUUAUCUCCAAGAAACCAAAGUGGUUGGCAAACAUUUUUGGAAGAUAUCUUCAGUGAUUAUGUUCAAUUCUUAUUGUAUGGGGAUCUUCUGUUUUUAAUCUUUUAGUGUAUGUAUAAUAUAUCUAUUUCUUGGUAA
Cannabis sativa is the source of this 4294-nucleotide messenger RNA. RefSeq names its product receptor-like protein 33. The record is from RefSeq and is a predicted model, not a curated record. Gene Ontology annotation, molecular function: protein binding. NCBI's taxonomy places the organism in Eukaryota, Viridiplantae, Streptophyta, Magnoliopsida, Rosales, Cannabaceae. Bases 976 to 4215 code for a protein of 1079 amino acids. The transcript is spliced from 3 exons.